UUCAAUCGGUAUUUUACGAAACAUUCGGUUCACACACAGCGCGAAUGGCUCAAGUUAAAAACAGACUGGCUGUCGCUGUCGAUGAUUUGAGUGUUGUUUGGAUGGAUUAGUUAUUUGAUGCUGCUGGAUUUGAGCGUUGUUUCCUUUGUGCUGUGUGGUGCAGAGCUAUGCCUGGGGUAAAGUGGGUCAGGACAGUGAGGUGGCCCGGCUGCUGCUCGGUGGAGACCCUCAGGCUCUCAUAGAGGAGACCAGACCCUACGCAGAGCUUUGGAUGGGUGCUCACCCCAAAGGAGACGCUCUCAUCAAGGACAACAGGAUAUCCCAGAGGACACUGGGACAGUGGAUUGCAGAUUUCCCAGGAUGCCUGGGGUCAAAGGUCAAAGACACAUUCCACGGGCAGCUCCCGUUCCUUUUCAAAGUACUGUCCGUCAACACGGCUCUGUCCAUCCAGGCGCAUCCCAACCGGGAAUUGGCUGCUAGACUCCAUGCACAGUAUCCUGAACAUUACCCAGACAACAACCACAAGCCGGAGAUGGCCAUCGCUCUCACACAGUUUGAAGGUCUCUGUGGCUUUCGGCCGAUGGAUGAAAUCUUGGGCUUCCUCAAAAAUGUCCCAGAGUUCCGUGCGCUGGUCGGUAACGAAGCCGCUGAGGAGCUCCAGAGCGCUGAUGGAGACCUGGGCCGGACGUCUCUCGCUCUGAAGAAAUGUUUCACCAGGAUGAUGAACUGUGAGAAGAAGCUGUUCGUCGAUCAGCUCAACAUGCUGGUCAAACGCAUCUCAGAGGAAGAGGUUGCAGGCAAAGACACCUCGGGAAGUAAUGGAGAGCUGCUGCUGCGGCUGCAUUCCCAGUAUCCGGGGGACAUCGGAUGCUUUUCAAUUUACUUCCUGAACCGUAUUGUGCUGCAGCCGGGGGAGGCCAUGUUCCUGGGAGCAAAUGAGCCUCACGCUUAUCUGUCUGGAGACUGUGUGGAGUGUAUGGCGUGCUCUGAUAACACCGUGCGUGCCGGACUGACUCCCAAAUACAUUGACGUGGACACACUGUGUGAGAUGCUGAAUUACAGCCCGGCUCCAGUCAGUGCCAAAAUCUUCCCCUGCAUACGGGACAACGCUGACCCCUGCGUCUACCUCUACGACCCUCCAGUGCCAGACUUCACCGUCAUGAGAAUACAGAUCCCCGUCUCGGCGCGGCAGUACACUGUGAGCGCGCUGGACUCCGCUGGCAUCCUGCUGGUCAUCGACGGAGAGGCGGUCGCCACGUCUGCUGCGGCCCUCUCUGACAUCACUCUGACACCAGGCUCUGUGCUUUUCAUUUCAGCCAAUGAGGGUGUCUCUUUAGAGGUGACAUCAUCGUCGGGCAUGACCAUGUUCAGAGCCUGCUGCUUACUGUAAGAGACGCCCGCUUCAUAAACGUCUAUCUGUUCUGUCCUGAUCUAAACCAAC
This is a messenger RNA of Carassius carassius (crucian carp), 1441 nucleotides long. RefSeq names its product mannose phosphate isomerase (gene mpi). Gene Ontology annotation, cellular component: cytosol. The transcript is spliced from 8 exons. Gene Ontology annotation, molecular function: zinc ion binding; mannose-6-phosphate isomerase activity. Gene Ontology annotation, biological process: GDP-mannose biosynthetic process; carbohydrate metabolic process. The record is from RefSeq and is a predicted model, not a curated record. Bases 272 to 1390 code for a protein of 372 amino acids. Lineage: Eukaryota; Metazoa; Chordata; Actinopteri; Cypriniformes; Cyprinidae.